AUGAAAAAAGACAAACUAAAAACAGGACAGAGGAAACUUGGGACAGACAAAGCUGAAGUGCUAACCAAAAAAGGACAUUUGGAAAAACUUAAGAAUAGUGAAAAUGAUAAAUAUACCAGAGUGAUUGUGAAUAUUAAGAAUCAAGAAAAAUCUUUGAAACAGGCUGUUAACAAACAUAUUGAAGAAAUAAGAAAUGAAGUGGAGCAAGAUCGAAAAACUGUUAUGCAAUCCAUUGAUGCUGACCUUGACACCAUAUCAAGAUCUAUGCAACAGUCUGAUGAAAAAAAUACUGUAAUAAAAGAUUUAAUCAACAGCACUAACAGUGCGAAGUUUUUCCUUGAAGUCAGCAGAAUAGAAAAUUCAAUGAGUGUACCAGCACCAAAAACCAAGUCAACCUACAAAUCCAUACCAGACUUUGUACCAGGGGAGAUAACUCAGACUAAUGUUGGGGUGUUACAAAGUAAGGACAGUCCAUUAGAAUUAAGUGUAACUCUUAAUAUCAAUAAACAAUAUCAGAUUGAACUUAGCCAUGUAUCAGAUAUAAUUCCUUGUUUAUAUGACAAGUCAAUCUGGAUGAAUUCCAAUUUAGAUGCACAGUUAAUGAAAGUAACUCCUGAAGGAAGCAAUUUGAGAAUAUGUUCUCUGAAUAUCAAAGUCUAUGGUAUGGCACUCACAGAUGACAAUGACAUAUUACUGGCAACUGGGAAAUCUAGAAUACAACAACUCAGCACUAUCACUGGCAAAAUAACAGACACAGUAUAUAACAUCUCACCUUUAAUAUCUACAACUGUCCAUGUGACAAGCAAUAACAAAGUCAUAAUAGGAGUUGUUAGUAGUGAUGUACAAUAUAAGGUAAUAGUAAUGAAUAAUAAAGGGGAGUAUGAAACUGUGUAUGGACAUGACCAACAUAAUCAACCUAUAUUUAAUUAUCCCCAGAGUAUAAGCAGUACUGGUAAUGGGAAUAUACACGAGGUAGAUUAUUAUCCAGGUAGUGAAAGAGGUAAAGUGGUGGUUUUAGGACAGGGAGGAGGUAUAAUUAACACAUAUACAGGACAUACAAAGAUCAACAAGGAAAAACCUUUCAAACCAACCAGGAUAGUGACAACACCUGGAGACAAUUUAAUUGUAGCUGAUAUGGAUAUUCAUACCUUACAUGUAUUAGACAAUAAUGGAGAAUUACUGACAUGUUAUAAAACAAGUGACAUAGGAAUACUAUGUCCAUUCUCUCUUGCCUUCACACCAAAGGGACUUCUUCUGAUAGGCUGUGCUCGACCAAAAGGCAAUACAGGCAAGGAAGCAAAGAUAUAUGAAGUGACCAUAUCAGGAUGUUAA
Molecule: messenger RNA, 1332 nt
Organism: Mytilus trossulus (common blue mussel)
Lineage: Eukaryota; Metazoa; Mollusca; Bivalvia; Mytilida; Mytilidae
Exons: 1
Coding region: 1-1332 (443 amino acids)
Source: RefSeq, a predicted model, not a curated record